AUGAAGCAAGUGGAUGAAUGCGGUGUCUGUGGAGGAGAUGGAUCUUCAUGUUCGAGACCUUUGUACCAUUGGACCCUGAUAUCGUCUUCACUCUGUUCUUCCUCUUGUGGAGGAGGAUACAAGAUGUCACGUCCCUUGUGCCAGAACCGAGUGACGGGCGAGGAAGUAGAAGAGGAGCUUUGCAACGAUUCACAAAAGCCCGAUUCCACCGUCGUAGAAUGCAACACACACAACUGCCCUCCGAAGUGA
This is a messenger RNA of Phaedon cochleariae (mustard beetle), 249 nucleotides long. The record is from the annotation of a GenBank genome assembly. NCBI's taxonomy places the organism in Eukaryota, Metazoa, Arthropoda, Insecta, Coleoptera, Chrysomelidae.